This is a messenger RNA of Esox lucius (northern pike), 522 nucleotides long. It is a transcript of the gene smim20, whose product is annotated as small integral membrane protein 20. The coding region runs from base 45 to 248 and encodes 67 amino acids. The transcript is spliced from 3 exons. NCBI's taxonomy places the organism in Eukaryota, Metazoa, Chordata, Actinopteri, Esociformes, Esocidae. Gene Ontology annotation, cellular component: mitochondrial inner membrane. Gene Ontology annotation, biological process: mitochondrial respiratory chain complex IV assembly. The record is from RefSeq and is a predicted model, not a curated record.
UUGAAGAUCCAGCCUGUAUUUGAGGUGAACCCACAACAUUAAUCAUGUCUAAAAACAGGAGAUUUACGUUAAUAUUUGGAGGAUUUAUAACAGCAGUAGCUGCUGCAUUUUACCCAAUAUUUUUUCAUCCUCUCGCACACACAGAUGACUACAAACAAGUCCAGAGGGAAAACCGAGCAGGAAUUAAUCAAGCAGAUGUGCAGCCAGUGGGUGUGAAAGUAUGGUCUGAUCCUUACAAGCCAAAGUGAUUUGUGACACGGCGGAGCCAGCGAUGGGAGGGAUGAGUCCACCAAUGCUAUGGAUGAGGAUGAGCCUGAAUCCCAGUUAGACGCCUGUGUGACUGAAUGCUAUGUGUGUGCUUGGAUGAGUGUGGAGAACGAGUGCCGGCUACUUUAUCCUAUGAAUAAAGUUGUGCACUCAAACCAAAGUGUUUUUUUUAAUUGUUUCAUGAAAUGUUGUUCUCUAUUUGGGGAUUAACAAUUGAGUUGUCUCCCGCAAAAUAAAAUCUGGUAAGGAACUAUG